Molecule: messenger RNA, 4997 nt
Organism: Oncorhynchus kisutch (coho salmon)
Lineage: Eukaryota; Metazoa; Chordata; Actinopteri; Salmoniformes; Salmonidae
Product: CD44 antigen-like
Exons: 8
Coding region: 253-1545 (430 amino acids)
Biological process (GO): inflammatory response; cell adhesion; positive regulation of ERK1 and ERK2 cascade
Cellular component (GO): basolateral plasma membrane; macrophage migration inhibitory factor receptor complex; plasma membrane
Molecular function (GO): hyaluronic acid binding; cytokine receptor activity
Source: RefSeq, a predicted model, not a curated record
UGAAACCCUCUCUCUCACACAGAAUAUAAAAAAAGUUGGCCAAAGUCUGUCUCAGCUCCAAUAGCUACCAGACACCCACAACAACCUCUCUCUCUUUUUAUCGCUCUCUCUCUCUCUCUCUCUCUCACACACACACACACACACCACCCCUCACUCCUGGCACAGAGAAGACAGGACCACUGGAGAGACCAUACACACCUCCGCCUCCUCCUCCAGUCACUCACCCAGCCAUCGCCAGACGCUAAGCCCAGGAUGUGGACUUUGCUCUUGGGGGUCACCUUAGGAUUACUGGCCUCCUCCAGGUCGGAACCGGCUCAAGUGAAAUCUCGUAGCUGCAGCCAUGCCGGAGUGUUCCACGUGGAAGGACCAGAUCGCUACUCAUUGACCUUGGACCUGGCCAAGAAGCUGUGUGAGAGCCUGGGAAUCACCAUUGCCAGCAGGGAACAGGUCAUCGAGGCUCAUGCCCAUGGCCUAGAGACCUGCAGAUAUGGUUGGAUCAGCAACGGAAACACCACCAUCCUCAGACAAAAGGCUCAUGUUAACUGUGCCAACAACACGACUGGGGUCUUCUUCCAUCAAGUCUCUCCGGAAAAACCCUUUGAUGCCUUCUGUUUCAAUGCAUCAGAGUUGGCUGAAAAGAACUGUGAUGCGGCCAUCAACCCUGAUUCAACAGGACCAGAGAGUGUUCAGGUGACAGAUGCUGCAGGUAAGGCCACAGGCCCUGAGGAUGGAGCCCAGCCGGAGACCACCAUCAACUCCGAGCCUGACACCCAGGACACCACCUCCGCCCCUGGAGAAAAGGGAGCAGAGAGCACCACUGAGGUAAUGGAAGCAUUGGACACAGACCAGCCUGCACCCACUGAGGCCAGCCAAGUAAAGUCAACAGCAUGGGCUGAGGGUUAUGCUUCAGAGGGGGCAGCCACAGAAAGCCGUGGCAUAGGAAUGACGGUUGAGGGGAAUGGGACCCAGAAAGCCAGCCCCACUGAGCACCCUGGGGUGGUGGUCACUGAGAUGGAAGAAACAACUGUGUCUGGAAUGUUGCCUUCUGGCUCAGAUGAGGAGGGGGCCUCUUCUAUGGCACCAUCUGUUAAAGAGCCAGGAGAACCACAGGGCCGGGCCAGAGAGGAGGAUUUACAGGAGAAGGAGGUGGAGGUAGGAGCCUCCACGCAGCCCAUUCCUAAUGGGAAGAUGAAUCCAGGUAUGGGAGCAGACCCUACUCCAGCUGGGCAGGAGAUCAGUAGCACACCCAAUUGGCUGAUCAUUGUGGGAGUGCUUGUGGCACUGGUUGCUAUUCUCCUCACGUGUUUUGUUGUGGUCAAGUAUAAGAGCUGGUGCGGUCAGCAGAAGACCCUGAUGAUCACCAACAAGGAUGGGAAUGAGGGUAACGGUGCGGCGGCGGCGUCAGUGGCUAGCUCCCGCGCCCAGGAGAGAGAGCAGGAGAUGGUGACCCUGAUGAAUAAAGAGAAGAUCCAGGAAAACGGAAACAAGGAGGAGUUCACCGCCAUCACACUGGAGGAGUCCCCAGAGAAAGAACAGCUAGCGUGAGAGAGUAGAGGAGACAGGGAGACAGGGAGACAGAGAGUGUGUGAGUGAGUGAGUGAGUGAGUGAGUGAGUGAGUGAGUGAGUGAGUGAGUGAGUGAGUGAGUGAGUGAGUGAGUGAGUGAGUGAGUGAGUGAGUGAGUGAGUGAGUGAGAGAGAGAGAGAGAGAGAGAGAGAGCAAGUGAGAAAGAGAGAGAGAGAGAGAGAGAGAGAGAGAGAGAGAGAGAGAGAGAGAGAGAGAGAGAGAGAGAGAGAAGAAUAGCUAUGGGGGUCAUGACACUGGGGCAGGACUAGAGAGAGGCUGGGUGGGAUGGAGACGGACACUUUGGCCUGGGACCAACCAGACGGACACGCUGAACAUACCAGCUGGGGUUGGGGUGGGUGCUUUGUAAAUGGAAGUGGUGGGUAAUGCUGUAUUGAUUCUGUUUGUUGUUUUAUUCUGGUGAGUAUGGCUGGUUUGCCCCACCUACUUUUUACUAAGGUACAACAUCUGAAACUGGACCGACCCUUUCCCUGUCUGUCAGAUGAGCUAGAUAGUCCCUUAAAACCAAGAGGAGAAAAAUUAUGCUUUAUAGCUUCCUAUGUCACGGUGGUUAGAAUGGGAUAACUUUCAACAGCAGGGGUGUCAACCCAGGCUUCUGGAAAGACACAGAGAUACACACCUGUUGAUAUUCACCCCUGCCUUUCAAUCAGGGUCUAAUCUAAAUCUGAGAAAAUCAUACUGGCUUCUCUAGCCAAUAGGUAACAUUAAUAAAACAUUUGAGUGCCAGGUUGAAAUGAACCCUGCAGACCCUGGAUAACUGGAGGUUGACAAUGACAACCCUGAUCUAAAGCCUGAUGUAUGUUUUGCUCUAAGUGGAGAUGUUGAAGGUGUGUGUGUGUGUGUGUGUGUGUGUGUGUGUGUGUGUGUGUGUGUGUGUGUGUGUGUGUGUGUGUGUGUGUGUGUGUGUUUGUGGGGAGAGAUAAAGUGGGUUCAUAAAGUCACAGGGAUAUGGUGUGAGUUUUAAAGGUGGGGGAUGGGGGAGCUUGGAUGCCCUCCAAGUUCAAUAGGGGAUUCAGGUUUGAAGGACAUUGUUGAUACUGUGUCACUCAAAUCUUUUGAGGCAUUGGGUUGGAAAAUAGACACACACACUCACAGAAAUGUGAAAACUAAACAGACAUGGGUGGAUAAUUUGGCUCAAUGUUCAUGGGAUUCAUAUUGUUUCUGAUGAUGGAUAAAUGUGAGAUGUUGUGGCCCACUGAUGUCGUUUCUUUUGAUAUUAACCUUGUGUAUAUUUCACUUGUUUCCUGUGGAUUGCGGUUUUAUUUUGUUUUUACAAGAAAACACAAUAUUACUAUUUAAAUUUGUGCAGUUUGGAUAUUAUUAUUAUUUUUUGCUUCUGUAAAUAAUGUAUGCGUGUUUUCCAAAUGGCUUAGAAAUAGUGGUCAAUCAUCAUUUUGGCAUGCACAUGCCCUUUAAUGAUUAAAGAAAAUCUGCUAUAUUUGAGUUAUUUAAUCAAAUGCAGAAUUUAAGGAGGUGUUCAGUUGUGAUAGAGCAUUUGCAGUAGAGUGGAUAUUGUAUGAAUCAACUUCAUGUACAGUAUUCAAGACUGUGCAUUUUAAAUACCUUUAUUAUGAUGUCAAUUAACAUGGUCUGUAUACAUGAUUAAGUCAUGUUGGAUAGCACACAGGAUUGUAUAGAACAUUUGGAUGUUGGGGUUCACAUGAAUUGUACCAUAUAAUUCACUUCAUACUAUAUUGACGGAAGCGUGCAGUCUACAAUGACCUAGCAUUGUGUAGUAAUGCAUUAAACUGUGAUGAAUAUCAUCCAAUGGCACCUAACAGAUAGAGUCCUAGGAGUGCUGGAACACCUGCCCUUUUGCCCUCCUAUGAAAAAUGUGUCCUUUUGGUUGGUGGUGUUUUUAAAAACUAGUUUAUUUUUCUCACUUGUAACUUUAAAUGCAAUGAAUUUAGUUUUAAAAGUAGAUAAUUUCUCAUGAACUCAUUAAUCUUGAAAAAAAGUCCUCUGCCACCGGAACAGUGCGUUGCUGCGCUUGUCCUCGUCACAUGCACAAGCUUCCAACCUGUUAUAAUAUUAUAUUACAAUAUGUAAUAUGCAUAAAUAUUUGCAGUGUACAAACUUAUUAACAUGAGCAACAGGAAUUACAUGUAUGCUAAAUGGUGGCCCAAAAUAUCUAUCUGAAAGCCACUCUUCCAAUAAGCCAUGCCUCCAAUCUGAUAGGUUGCCACCUCCACAAUAUAUUAUUCAAAAGGUUCAUAAUUGAACCCCCCCCCCCCCCCCCCCAUCAUAAAAAGGAUCUGGCUUGAACCUUUAACACAAGAGUUCCUUGAAUACCCUUUUCAACUGGAACGGUUCCGCCGGUGUGGCAACCCAAAUGGUUCUUCCAGGCACCUUUACUUCUAAGAGAGUACAUUAGCGUUGAUCAGCUGAUAUAGACUACCCACCACAGGAGUGAUUCUAGGCACGCAAAGAAGUAGAUUCUUUCUAACUCACUUUCUGGGUUUUUUUGUAAAAUGAAAAAAACAUUUAGUCUGGCUACAGGAGCAGUAGAAAUGUAUGAAUGGAAUUAAGGUUGAUUUUUUAUUUGACUUUGAACACCUGCUCCAUCAAAGGUCUGUGCAUUGCCCAGGCACCCAAUAACAAUUGCCAACAUAACAACCAAUCUACAACCCUGAGGAGUGACUGCCUCCCUCACUGACUAAACUAUUACAAAUGACCAGGACACACAGAUAUUACAGAAAUGGCAGUACAGUUAAACUCCAAGAACAGCUCUGGAUUUGUAACAAAGGAACAGAGGCCAUCUUGUUUCUGUGGCUUUCCCUUUUAUGUGCACCAGAUGGAGGGAUCAAAUCAAAACAAAUGUUAUUCGUCACAUGCUUUGUAAACCACAAGUGUAUAUGAACAGUGAAAUGAUUACUUACAGGCCCUUCCCAACAAAGCAGUGAAAAAAUAUUAGAAAUAAUAGAAAAAUAGAAAAAUAAUAACAUGAAAAUAAAUGCACAAUUAGUAAAAAUAACUUGUAUGAUUGUAUGUGGGAUGGAGGGUAAUGAAUGCAUGUGUCUCUGGCCAGGAGCUCUGUUUCUCCAUACUAAUCCAGUUCCCAAAGUGCCCAUUGCUCCACACAUCUGAGUGAUUACAUAUUCAUCUUCAUGCUGAAUUUUUCUUUCGUAGGCAAAUCACUUCUAUGUGUGGUUUUGUGUGGGUAUUGUGACAGUACAUUUGUCAUGCCUUUUCAGUAAGAGGCAACCGAUUUGAAUCACUCUUUGUGUCCCAAGAUCUUUGAGGGCUUUUUGCCUCCAUUUUUGUUGUUUUAUUUUGUUGCUUUUAUGCGAUUCACUUUGAGAAAAAUGUGCAAAUCAUUUAGUGUAGGAGUGUAUAAUGAUGAAUUAACAAAACUUUGUUAAUGAUAAAGAUUUGUAAAGUCAUGGAUGAAAUAAAUGUGUAUAGAGGAAAUGA